Molecule: messenger RNA, 1635 nt
Organism: Paramecium primaurelia
Lineage: Eukaryota; Ciliophora; Oligohymenophorea; Peniculida; Parameciidae
Source: the annotation of a GenBank genome assembly
AAAUGAUAUAAUAAUGAGAAAUGUUAAAAUGACUAGAAGUAAAAGUGAACAAUGGUUAUAAAAUCAGAAAUUAAACACUAUCAAAGAAUAAGGUAAUCAGGUCUUACUUAAUUCUAAUUAAAGGGAUCAUUUUAUCAUUUAAAUGUCUAAAUCAGAUUAAUUAGGGGAGAUAAUAAAUUAUCAUUCUUAUUAGGAAGUAAGUCAAAACGAAGAAGCUAUAAAAGAAAGUCUAUCUGAGAAUUAAAAUAAGGAUUUAGAUUUAGCAAGGAAUUCUGUAUUAUAAAUAGUUGAGUAAGAAAGAGGAUAGAAUACAUAAGAUGCAAUCAAUAACAAUGAAGUUCAAAUUAAGAUGUAAAAUACACCAGAUGUUGCAAAUGAAAUACCAUAAGGGAAUGUGUAGGGAGAAUUAGCUCUAAUAAAUUUUGAUUAAAAUUCUAAUGAAGAUGACAAUAAUGAUAGAAUAGGUAAUAGUAAAAUAUAUAUAAAGAAUCACAACCAAAAAUAUUUUCUUUUUCAAUUUUUUCAUAAGAAUAGUUUAAUAAUAAUAUUAAUAAUAAUCAAUUAGAGGAAUAAUAAAUUCAAUAAUUUGAUUAAUAUACUAUGUGUCCUAUUUGUAGUUCAAAUUUUGAGAAAUUAGUUCAGCUUUUAGAAUGUGAACAUUAGUUUUGUUUGUAAUAAAUUAUUAUAUUAUAUUAAAGGAGUUGUUACAAAGAAUACUUAGAAGAUAAAAUUAAAAUUGCCAAAAUUAAUAAUAUAUUAUGUUUAUAAGAAGGUUGUAAAGUUAUAUUCUCAGAAGAUAUUAUUAAAUAAAUUGUUAAUGAAUAGAGAUUUCAAUAAUAUUUAGUUUUUAAGAGAAAGUAUGAAAUUGAAAAUGAUCCCAAUAAAAAAUGGUGUCCAGCAAUAGGUUGUGAUCGUUUCAUUGAAAAAGAUCCAAGUACUAAUAUAACCUAAUGUUAAUGUGGUUAAUUGAUUUGUUUUACUUGUGGUUAAAUUGCACAUUAAGGAAUAUAAUGUGAGGUUGUUUUUAAUAAAAUAUAAUUAGGAUGCUAUUUAAUAUGAUUUUAAAUAAGCCUUAACAAAAUAUUCAAUUAAAUAUUGUCCUAAAUGUAAAUCACAUAUUUAAAAAAAUGCUGGUUGUAAUCAUAUGACUUGUGCUUGUUCAUUUGAAUUUUGUUGGAUUUGUUCAUAGCCAUAUCAUCCAAAUCAUUAUAAAUAUUGGUCAAUAUGGGGAUGUGCAAGUAAAAUUAUGUUAUUUAAAAAUAGUUUGGUCAAAUGGUCGUUUUAAAACAUCAAAGAUAGUUGAUAAUCCUGAUAAAAUGAGGAAAAUUUACUUUGCUCCUCGUCUUGUUCUUUUUAUUCUUAGAGGUCCUCUUUUAAUAAUUAAAUUGAUUUUGAAAGCUGUUUGUAAAUCAAUAGUUAAGCCUUUUGUAGGACUAAACAAGAAAUUGUAUUAAUCAAAAAAGCCAAAAUUUUGGUAUUUGAAUAUUCAAUAUUAGUCUAUCCAAAUGCAUUUAUUUUCUUUUAGCAGAAUUAGUGAUCUUGUUAAUAAUAAUAUUAAUCUUUCCUUUUUAAUUUGUAUUCUAUCGACUUGGCAAAGAAAUAUCAAAGUUUACAAGUAAAGGGUGUGCUUAUUGA